AUGGUUGGCUUACUGGACUUACCGAGCGAACUGCUCUUCAAUAUCAUCGACCUUGUGCUUUCAACGCCAACUGUGCAACCAAAGAACGGCACACGUUAUCGGCCCAACUGGUGGAACACCUCUCAACGCAAUCUGUACUGCAUACCCAACCUGGAUCAUUUGAAAAGUCCGAAGGUCAUAAAUCUGCUACUCCUCAACCGAAGAAUAUACAUCGAGACUAUUGAAUACCUCUCAAAAGCGCCGCGAAACUUCGAGGUCGACAUCGCAGUUGUAAACGAUCAUUGGCUCUGGCCGACACCACGCGUUGCUCCCGUACGCAAGCUUGACGGAAUUAUCGAAAGAUUAGAUGUCAAUAUCAUACCCUGCUGUACCGGAGGACAGCGGUCCCUGCAAACGGGUUGGGAUGAUGACAUUGGGCAAAACAUGUUUGAUCUGUCUAUGGGAAACUUUGCUGCAGAGGUACUUCUAGCCCCAUUGCUCUACUUCUUGCUUUAUUCGCAAACGGACGUGUGCAUAGACAAGCACAUAUCAAAGGUCUUCCAGGGUUUAGAAAUUUGGGUCGACCCACCUCUAGAUGCUCAUCUGUCUGACCAUUUAGACGAUGGCCAGGAUCUGCCCAUUACUCAGAUUGAUACUGUGGCAAUCUUUGUUGACACGUCAAGAUAUGGAAAUGGUAAUGAGAGUUUAAGCCCAGUAGUAGUGCCUUCACGGAAGAUUCAAGGUCUCGCUCACCUCGAUUUCGAGCAACUGUACCCAAUCGACCGUGCAAAGUCAGAACACUACCUUCGUGGACUGAGCAGCUAUAUCGAUGAGUGGACUCGCACUUGGAGCACUGAGAGAGUAGGGGAAAGAAUCGGCAGAAUACAGUUCUAUCUUGACAAAGAAAUGUGGAAGGAACUGGAUUUCACAAGGCGUGACACAGGUGUUUGA
Messenger RNA from Alternaria atra, 930 nucleotides. RefSeq lists its product as uncharacterized. Lineage: Eukaryota; Fungi; Ascomycota; Dothideomycetes; Pleosporales; Pleosporaceae. The transcript has a single exon. The coding region runs from base 1 to 930 and encodes 309 amino acids. The record is from RefSeq and is a predicted model, not a curated record.